Molecule: messenger RNA, 681 nt
Organism: Macrobrachium nipponense
Lineage: Eukaryota; Metazoa; Arthropoda; Malacostraca; Decapoda; Palaemonidae
Exons: 1
Coding region: 1-681 (226 amino acids)
Source: RefSeq, a predicted model, not a curated record
AUGCCUACAAAUGAAGAGGAAUGGCUUCGCAUCCAAGCAGAAUUUCAUUCUCUCUGGCAGUUUCCAAAUUGCUGUGGUGCUUUAGAUGGGAAGAGAGUUCUUAUAGCCAAACCUCCAAAAUCAGGUUCAACAUAUUAUGACUACAAAUGUCAUUUCAGCUCCAUACUUCUUGCCCUUGUCGAUGCGAAGCCGAGAUUCAUUUAUGUAGAUGUUGGUAGUGCAGGAGGACGUGCCAGUGAUGGAGGUGUAUGGGAGAAAUGCUCUUUGAAAAGGGCACUUGAUAGGGAUUUGGUGAAAUUUCCUCCACAUAAGUCCUUACCUUUUUCGCAGAAAGCAUGCCCAAGUGUGAUUCUUGCCGAUGAUGCUUUCCCUCUCACUACAUCUUUAAUGAAACCUUACCCUGGUCGAGGACUGACCCAUGAGAAAAGGAUGUUCAACUACAGGCUCUCUCGUGCUAGACGCUCAUCAGAGAAUGCAUUUGGUAUACUUUCUGCAAAAUUUAGAAUAUUUAAGCAGCCGAUUAAUACGUCUCCAGAAAACAUCAAUUCAAUUAUUUUAGCUGCAUGUUCCCUUCACAAUUUUUUAUGGACCCGUUCACCAAACACACAUGCACCAGCAGAAAUGUUGGAGCCUGAGGACCACUGCAAUGGUGGUAUGAUAGGCCUACUGCCGAAUUCCUAG